Molecule: messenger RNA, 1077 nt
Organism: Aspergillus campestris IBT 28561
Lineage: Eukaryota; Fungi; Ascomycota; Eurotiomycetes; Eurotiales; Aspergillaceae
Product: BTB/POZ domain-containing protein
Exons: 5
Coding region: 1-1077 (358 amino acids)
Molecular function (GO): protein binding
Source: RefSeq, a predicted model, not a curated record
AUGCAUCCUAGUCUGUCAAUGAGACAUGGAGAGUCAUCCAAGGAAUAUCGCAACUACUACCUUGAACAGAGCGAUACUCUUGGUCAAAAUGCAGGUGUCAUGCUUCCCCAGCGCAAUGCCCAACUGGAAUCCCUACUUGAUGAAACCUGGUCUUUACCAAUGGCAAAGAAAAAGAGCCAGAAGCUCCCGUCCGCUCCGCGGACUAAGGGUCAGCAAGAGAAUCCAACAUCUGUGGGAUGCCAAGAUACUAUCCCCGGUGAAGAACUGCUCGGUGCUCUAGCUAGCUUGCGUUCUGAGCCAAAGUAUAGCGACUUGACUAUUUCGUGCGACAAUGAGACUUACCCUGUUCAUCGGUGUAUUGUUUGCACGCGGUCCGCUUUUUUUGCCAGAGCUUGUGAUGGGGACUUCAAGGAAGCUUCCACGGGCGUCAUUACGUUGAACGAGGAUCCGGCUUUAGUGAAAAUGAUGAUUGAAUAUCUUUACACCCUGGAUUAUGAUGUCGAGCCUACUGCUUCAUCUGACAACUGCAUUAGCCACGAAGAUACGGUGACUGAGACUUCUGAACUGCCAAUCAUCUCGGAAAACACGAACCUGCCUAGCGAAACGGAAAGAGAAAGAUCACCAGCCAACAUAACCGAACCUUUCGGUUCGCUGAAUCCAUCCAUAAACCCAAUUGCUAAAUAUAACGCUCUUUCGUUUCACAUAUUGAUGUAUUCGCUUGCAGAUCGUCUGUUCAUAGAUGGUUUAAAAGCUCUCGCCACGGAGUAUGUUGAACUCGAACUAGUCCAGCAAUUGGAUGCGAAUUCCUUCCCUAAGGCAAUUUCAGAAAUAUAUCUCUCCACUCCCCCGCAUGACCGAGGUCUUCGGGACUUGGCGAUAAGGACUACCAUGAAACACAUGACGACAUUGAGGAAUUCGACUGAAACAACUACUGCCGCUUUGCAAAACAGUCUUCUCGAGUCUCUCCCUCAAUAUUCACAUGACCUGCUCGUCGCUAUAAUCGAUAGGUCCAUGGCUCUUUGGAACCAAGACAAUACGAUAAGGAGAAAUUGGGUUGAGAGUUCUUGGUCGAUCUGA